AUGGCACAAAAGAACUCAAAGUUCAUCACAACGUCUUCGAAAAAAACAAAUACAGUUUCAAAAUCAACUACUACUAAGUCUUCACCGAAACCUACUAACAUCCAAACAUCAUCUGCUACGAAGAAUAUUUUAUUAGAACAACUACAGUUUCAAAUUAGUGAGAAUUUUAUUAUAUUUUGGUUAGAAUCGAAUUUAAACAACUUAAAUGAAAAAAUAAUUUCUCAAAUUCGAUCUAUUGUGAAUACGAUCAAAUUCUUUACCGAUAUCGACCAAUGUGUCAAGUCUCUCGUUGAAAUUAAAGACGUAAAAGUUUUUUUAAUUGUUUCAAAUUCUCUUGCUCAACAAAUCACUCCUCUCGUUCAAGCAUUUACCCAAGUCGAUUCAAUCUAUAUAUUUAGCAAUCUUAAAUCGAUAAAUGAACAAUGGACUAAAGCAUACAUAAAAAUUAAAGGAACUUUUUAUCAGACCGAAACACUUUGCAAUGUACUUAAAGAAACAGUUCAUCAAUUAAAUAAUGAUUUAAUAUCAAUUAGUAUUGUUCCCGAGUCAUCAAUAGAUAAUCUGAAUAGUCUCGAUCCAUCAUUCAUGUAUUGUCAGUUAUUUAAAGAAAUUUUUUUAACAAUGCAAUUUAAUUAUGAAAUAGAAAUACAACAAUUCGUAGAUUAUUGCCGUCCACGUUUUCAACAGAAUGAGAAAGAAACAAAAAGAAUUAAUGAAUUUGAACAAAAAUAUUGUCAAAAGUCACCAGUUUGGUGGUACACUCUGGAAUGUUUCCUAUACAAUAUGCUCAACAACGCCUUGAGAACUGUUGACAUUGAACUUCUUAUUAAAAUAGGCUUUUUCGUUCGGGAUCUUCAUCAACAAAUCAAACAACUUCAUUCCGAAUUAGAUGGUAAUAAAAUUCCACAUACUGUUUUUCGAGGACAAGGCAUUUCCAAUGACGAUUUUGCAAAGCUGAAGAAAACCAAAGCUGGUCUUUUAUCUUUCAACAGUUUUCUCUCGACGAGCACCAACAGAAUAGUUGCCAUGGAUUUUGCUGCUUUUAAUAAAAAUAAAUCUGAUACAACAUGCAUUCUGUUUCAAAUAAAAAUCAACUCUUCCAUUUCAUCGAUCCCUUUCGCUCCAAUAAGCCAUUUAAGUGCUAUUGAAUCAGAAUAUGAAAUACUUUUCUCAAUGUCUACUGUAUUUCGAAUUGGUGAGAUAAAGAAAAUAGAAAAUUGGUUAUGGGAAGUCAAUUUAACCUUAACAGAUGAAAAUGAUCCACUACUUACACGUCUUACCGAUCAUAUGCGAGCUUCCCUUGGACAUGGAAAUGGAUGGCGUCGACUCGGUCAAUUAAUAAUCAAGAUGGGAGAAUUCAAAAAAGCAGAAGAAAUCUAUAAUACACUACUCAAGACAAUAUCUUGUGAUGAUAAGGCAGAAUGUGCUUUCCUUCACAAUCAACUUGGAUACGUUUGCAAACAAAAGGGUAAUUUAAAUGAAGCAUUUUCUCACUACAAAACCUCUCUUGAGAUUAGCCAAAGUUAUAUGUCAUCUAAUGAUCCUGGACUCUCUAGUACAUACUCGAAUAUUGGUGGAAUUCUUAAAAAACUAGGUGAACUUGAUGGAGCAUUGAAAUAUUAUGAACAUGCUCUCAAGAUUGAUCUUGCAAUGACAGGACCCAAUUCACUGGAGAUUGCUAUUGAUUACAAUAAUAUUGGGUCGGUACUCGAUGAUCAAGGCAAGUAUCCGGAAGCACUCAAGAAUUAUAAAGAAGCACUAGAGAUCAAACGUGAUUAUCUUCCACCUCAUCAUUCAUCUCUUGCUAAUACUUAUAGUAAUAUUGGCUUAGUAUAUCGAAAAAUGGGCAACAGUUCUACUGCGCUUUUAUAUUACCAACAGACACUUGAAAUCCAAAAAAAAUCUCUUCUAUCCAAUCAUCCGUCAUUAAUCGUGACUCAUGGCAACAUCGCCGGAGCAUUGGAAGGCCUUAAACUAUACAAUGAGGCAAUUGAGCAUGCUAAGAUAGCCCUCAAUAUUGCUAGACAUGCAUUUGGCUCUGAUCAUGCUGAAUGUCAAAAACGAAAGACUUAUCUGGAAGAACUUGAAAGAAAAUGCUAA
This is a messenger RNA of Rotaria sp. Silwood2, 2100 nucleotides long. The record is from the annotation of a GenBank genome assembly. Lineage: Eukaryota; Metazoa; Rotifera; Eurotatoria; Philodinida; Philodinidae.